This is a messenger RNA of Microthlaspi erraticum, 1326 nucleotides long. Lineage: Eukaryota; Viridiplantae; Streptophyta; Magnoliopsida; Brassicales; Brassicaceae. The record is from the annotation of a GenBank genome assembly.
AUGACUUCAGAUUCCAUCCCGAGUGAACUCAUUACCGAGGUAUUGUCGAGAUUGCCUUCAAAGUCAAUCACGAGGUUUCACUGCGUGUCGAAGCAAUGGGAAUCAAUGCUUAGUCGUCCAUAUUUCAGAGAGUUGAUCCUGACCAGGUCCUCGGCUCAGCCUCGUAUCUUAUUCGUCAUCGAAGGGAAGGGUUUGUGGAGCAUCUUCUCUGUGCCUCAGAAUCCGUCGCCAUCGUCGUCCCUUGAAGUAGCUGCCGAAUUUCAUAUGAAGUUUCCUCCAGAGAAUAUGCGGAUCUAUGAUAACCGACAAUUUUCAUGUGGCUAUGCCUCUGGUUUGAUCUAUUUCGGUAUGUUGUCGUUCCCAGUGGAGGAACAUGGGAGAGUGUCUGUGAUAUGUAACCCUAAGACGGGAGGGUAUGAGACCUUACCUUUCCUCUCAAGGUACAGAAAGGCGUAUAGCUUUUUCGGGUUUGAUCCGAUUGACAAGCAGUUCAAGGUAUUGUUCAUGGCUUAUCCGUUUGGUCCUGAUAGACAUAAAAUUAUGACCUUAGAAACUGGAGAAAGGAGGUGGAGAACGAUUAAAUGCUCCUUAAGACAUGAGAUUGUGAGUCAAGGAGUAUGCAUCAACGGGGUUUUGUAUUACGUAGGUGACACGUCUGAUUGCUAUGGUGAUCACGAGUCUGAUUGUGUGAUAGUUUGCUUUGAUGUUAGGUCUGAGACAUUCAAAUUUAUUUACUUGGAAAGCUUUUGUGAUUUGAUAAACUAUAAUGGUAAAUUAGGUGUGAUUUAUUUUGAGGAUGAUGAUGAUAGAGUCGAUGCUGAUGCCAUUGAGUUGGGUGUGUGGGUCUUAGAGGAUUUGGAGAAAGAAGAAUGGUCGAUAUAUGAAUACACUUUGAAGGAUGAUAAAUUCAUGUUCGCUGAUGUUUAUGUUGUUGGAGUGACUAGUACGGGUGAAAUUAUUUUGUCCAUGAGAUAUUUUAGACCCGUACGACCGUUUUAUGUUUUCUACUUCAAUCCUGAGACGAGGACUCUCCAAAGUGUUGAAAUCAAAGGUUUUGGAGAUAUCGGUGAAGGGUUGGCGGGACUUGACGUUUACACCUUUGUAAACCAUGUAGAGGAUCUCAAUGUAAACAAGGCAAAGCUACUCAAUUCAAGCAUCUAUGCUCCAUAUGUGUAUACAGACUUAACAAAACAAGUUUGUCGUGAGGACUCAGAAUCAGAAGAAGAAGAAGAAGUAGAAGAAGAAUCAUCAGAAGAAUCAUCAGAAGAAGAAGAAGAAGAAGAAGAAGAAGAAGAAGAAGAACGAGAAGGAAAAGAAGAAAGAUAA